AUGUCGUCGCAGUCAUGGAGUCUGCUCCAAGCGGACCUCCUCGCUCUGUCCAAAGAAGCGGGUCGCCGACACGCCGAUGUUCGAGAGGUACGUGGCCUGUGGCCUGUGGCCUGUGGCCUGUGGCCUGUGGCCUGUGCCUGUUCCCUGUGGCUUGUGCACUCGGCGGGCUGCGAUCGGGUGGCCGAACGGGCGUCACGGCGCUGUGGCCUCGCACGUGCAGCGCACCACAGCCGGCCGGUUCGGCGGGCAUGGAGCAGCGACUGACUUGUGCAUUGGAUAUACGCCCCGAUAGGCCGCGGAGAAGGCUUAUCAUUUGCUCAAGACGAACAAGGAACACCACGCCGUGACUCAACUCGGAGCAGGUCCGUUCAUGUUCCUGCAGCAAGCGAUGCGCAGACAGGCCACCUCGUCUUGAUCAUCCGAUCGCACAAGCUGACGUUCAGCUGUCGUGGCACGCUCCAGGACCCGAAUCGAGCAAUGCACCCCAGCCGCUGUACCAGCCCAUCUUCCUUGCCGCUGCGACCAAGAACGUAAAGGUCAUCGCCCUCGCCGUCUCGGCAUUGCAGCGCCUCAUAUCCGCCGGCGCAGUGCCCAAGGUACCUGACUAUAGUCAUUCUACAUUCUGAAUACGACCGUACUGACCGUGGGCACUUGGAUAUCGCAGUCCCUGGUCAAGCAAAUCCUCGAGACCUUGGAGCAAGUCGUUCCUCAAGGCGUCGAGAUCCAACUCAAGGUGUUGCAGACCCUCGUGUCCCUCUUGACUACGACUGUCAAUCCAUCCCACCUCGAUGGGCGAGGAGAGUGUUUGGUGCAGGGCGAAAUACUGGGACAGGUAUCUCAUCAUUCAGAGCGUUUGAGUUCGGGACGGCCGAGCUCAUCCCCUCACCCUUGACCCCUCCCCACAGACCCUCGAACUUUCUCAUCGUUUGUCGACCUCCAAGAUACCCGUCGUCGCCUCGAGUGCAUCGGCUACGCUGCGGCAGAUGUUCAUGUUUGUCUUUGAGCGCGUCGGCGAAGAGGAUGCCCAAGUCGCCCGCGCCGAAGCGAGCAAAGACCCAGCGCUCUUGGCCGCCCUACCCAGACCUUCCUUCGAUCUCGACGUACCUCCAUCGGAGCAUGAUGCUGCGGCGACACCUCAACACCCGGCAAUAGCUUCGGGAAAAUCAGCUGUCUUCGGUGAAGGCUCGACGAGCAUCACCCUCCGACCCGCAGCGAGGGAUGCCUACCUCCUGCUCGAGGAUCUGUGUCUGCUGAUUUCUGGCUCGGCCGAGGGAGGGCCAGAGGGUGAACCUUCUUUCUUGCGAUGGACCAGUCUCAGUCGGACGUUUGGUCUUGAACUCGUCGAGAGUAUCGUGUCGAGCUUUGGACCUGUCGUACGAACGGUGAGUUUGAGGUCUCCCAUGAGCCAUUGCGCAGUGUGCCAGCACGCUUACUCACGUGCGACUCGUCUCACAGCACCCCGAACUCUUGUUGGUUCUGCGAGCCCACCUCUGUCCUUUGCUCAUCCGCUUCCUGUCGUCCCCACCUACCUCUGGAGCUUCUUCGGCAUCGUCAUUGCCGACGUUCUCCUUCCCGCUCACCCUUCGCCUCACUCGCGUCGUCUUCCUCCUGCUCAAGCAAUUCGCCGACUUGCUCACCCUCGAAUCCGAAGUCUUCCUCACCAUGUUCAUCCGCGUCAUCGGUCCCGGCGACAAGGGUGAAGGCGAAGGAGGUCACCCCUCUGGACCCGGCGGUGGCAACUCACCGCUAUGGAUGCGCGUGCUCGCGCUCGAGAUCUUCCGUGGUCUCUGCGGCGACUUUGAGCUCAUGACCAAGUUCUUUCAACGCUACGACGCCCAAAACAGAACUGGGACAGCGGGAGGUGGCGCAUCGAGCAUCUUCAACGAUCUGAUGACGGCGCUGAAUCGACUGGCGACGGAGAAACCCCAUGUACUGGGGCAUGGUGCUGCCCUUGUCUAUGGAAGCUCGCUUCAACCCUACGUCGGAUCGAAUCAUGGAUCGUCGAGCGCGAGCGGGUCGGGCGCGAUGGGUGGCGCGGCGGCGAUGCUCGAUUCGGCGAUGGAGAUGGGGCUCGGUCUUGCCCAAGUCGCAGGCAACGUCGUCGGUAACAGCGUAGGAGCAGGUCAAGCGAACAUAUCGGGAUUGAGUAUCGCCUCUUCGACGCUCAAGCUUCAGUGCAUCGAUCAGCUCGACAAGGCCGAAGCACCACCUAUGCCGGAGACGUACAUAUUCCUCCUGGCUCUACAGUGCCUCGCUUCGCUUUCUGAUGGCUUCGCGACCUAUACGCUCUCGGCGUACUCGUCCAUCGUUGCUCAACAGCAGCGCAACGAAGCUUCGUCUUCGUCCUCGAGUUCGUCCACCCACGCAACGGCUCCGGGUGCCCUGUCGUGGAACUCGCUCGAUCGAUCCGAACCCAAAAUCGCGGCACUGAUGACGGUGAAAGACAUGGCCGAGACGUCGUGGCCUGCAUUCCUCGCUUCCUUCUCCUUCUUCAUCGGAACCAACCUCGACGAUGACCUCUUCGCCGACGUCGUCACCUCGUUGCAAAACUUCACUUCCGUGUGCGGUGUACUGGGCUUGACAACCCCUCGAGAAGCUUUCUUGACGUCGUUAUGCAAGUUCGCGAUCCCACCCACGGUCGUCGCGCAUUUGGCCUCCCAGGACUCGAGUACGGCCCACCCCAAGACCGCGGCGUCGGUACUCGCGAUCGGUGCAGAGUCAUUAGGGCUCACGUCUCAGGCUGUGGCUUUGCCUGUGGGGCUGAGCACGCGCAAUCUCGCCUGCUUGAAGGCGUUGAUGAGCGUCGCGCAAUACCUGGCCGGAAGUCUUGAUGCGACUUGGUAUGCCGUUUUUGAGACGUUGCAGAACGCCGACUACAUCCUCAAAGCCAAUGCGACUCGCAAUAGCAAGAAGAGGGCCGCGCCGACCGGUCCACCUGCGACACCUCCUCGAGGCAACGCGGCCAAUUCUUCGACACCCAUGUCGCCGACUUCGACCAACUUUGGCGCUUCGGGUGCUGCGUCGAUUUCGAAGUUGCCUGUUCAACCUACGGAGGCGGACGAGCAGGCCGUACAAGCGAGUAUCACUAAGAUGUUUGAGGUAUCCAAGGCGCUCGACGACGAGGCGUUCAAGUGGUUCGUCGGCAGUCUUUGUCGUCUGGACGGGGAGAUGAAUGGGAUCCCUAUGACGGAGGACGGUCAAGUCGCCGAUACAUUCGGGACGGCCUUGGCGACGCCUUUUGAUGGAACGAGUCAGAGCGUCUCGGGUGGUGCGAGACGCCUCUCGAGUGGGAUCACGGCGUUGGCGACUCAACGCCUCAGCUUGACGUCGUUCGGCGUGAGCAAGCUCGGUGUGAUCGCGUUAAUGAAUCUUCAUCGAUUGAUCUAUCGGGAUGCGAAACUGGGCUGGAACCUCGUCACUUCGCAUCUUUUGGUCGUUUUGCACCACACCUCCGCCCCUUCAACGAUCCGCUUACAAGCCGCCGAUGUGCUCGAUUCAAUCUUGCUCGCCGCACCCAAGAACAUCGCUACGGCCGAGGACACGCUUCAACGUCGAGUCCAAACCCAGGUCCUCGUUGCUUUGGCUGAACAAGCUGAACCUCAUAUGCGAAUCCAGACAUCGACGGAUAUCGAGAUUCGUCGCAUGGCCCUGGAUACGCUGUUCAAGAUCCUCGAGAACGAUGGACAUUCUUUCAUCGCCGGUUGGGAGAGGAUAUUUCAUGUCCUCCGAACGGCGUGUCCGUCGCAUUUGCAACAUCCUCCAUCAUCGCCGACGGUGCCACCGGAUGGGAUGUCGUCGUCGGGACUGGAUACAAUUUCGGAAGAUGGUGAUCGGCCCAUGUCGACGCUAUCCCCACUUCGACCUUCGACGACGACGGACCAUCGGAUCGAACCGAGCGUGACCAAGUCGUCCAAGAACUCGGUACUUGUGCGAACGAGCUUCCCUUCGCUGCAGCUCAUCUGCACCGACUUCCUAGGCGCACUCACGACCGACGAACUAAGGGAUUGUAUCGGCACGUUGGCCGAUUUCGGCAAGCAGAAAGACGAUGUCAACGUUGCUCUCACGGCCGGAGGCUUGUUAUGGGGUGUAUCGGACCACUUGCAAGCGAAGCGGAAAGAAGGAUCAAGGGAAGUCGCGCAUGGCGAGUUGUGGGCUUUUCUCUUGCAGCAACUCUUGGCCCUGUGUCAGGAUUCGAGGCAAGAGGCGAGGGAUGGAGCGAUCACGACGGUCUUUCGAUCGAUCUCGCUGUACGGCGCGACGCUUUCGAAGGCGACGUGGGAUGCGACGCUUUGGGAUGUGGUGUUCCCUCUUGUGGAGAAUGUGUCGGCUUCGAUCCAGAUGCAUGAUCGAAUGGCGUUGAAUGGGACCAGCGAAGGUGGACCCGGCGAAGAACUCGUUUCGCAAUCGAAUGGUCCUCCAAUACGCCUCGUCGAUAAACAAUGGGACGACUCCAAGACGCUUGCUCUCAAAUCGAUGGGCGACGUUUUCUUCGACUACCUCCCUCUGAUCGUCAAAACGGCUCGGUACGAAGAGACCUGGGCGAUGUUCGUCGCUUUGCUCAAACGAAGCUUCAUCGAGGAUAGACCGCAAGCUUCGACGGCGGCGAUGCAUGCUUUGGAGAAGGUCCUAUCGGUUUCUUUGGAUGGUAACGAGGCGUCGAGGAUUUCGUCGUCGUGGGAAGUCGCCUGGACCGCAUGGGAUGAGAUUGGCCAUGCGAUCGCCGCUGCUCCCUCGGCUUCCCACUCGGCUAAAGCGUACACCCAAGUCAACCUCGAGGCUUACGUGCGCGUCAUACUCCCCAUCUAUACGCCACCCUACAUCACCUUCGACCUACCCCGCAUCCUCCGCCUCCUCGCGAUCCUCAAAGUCGUCUUGACCUAUUCGCGAUCCCCCGAUUUCCGCCCCGACAUCGACUCGUUGACACCUCUCCAAGCCGCGAUCCUCGAAGUCGUAGCCGUGAUCAAACUCGAAGUACCCGGUGCAGCCUCAGCAGUCCUCUCGGACCUCUCCGAAUACCUCACCUACGCGUUCGUCGCGUCCUUUGAUGCAGAGCCUGAUGCGACGAUGGGCGGCAAGGGUAAAGGUCGUCCGAAGCAGAGGAUCACGUAUGUCGCGUUGAGUAAGGAGGUGAUGCCGCACGUGUAUUGGCUUUAUCAGAGGUAUCGCGAGGAUGUGACGGUGUAUGAUCAGGGGGCAGUGGAGAGGAUGUUGGCUGUGAGUAGGACUUGGGCUCUAGUUCGGCUUGGCAGCUACUGAUUGUUUUCACCGUUUCACGACAGGCCUAUGCGAUCCCGCUGCGCCUCAAGCACGCCUGUCCCGCAUCAGCCAAGUUCAGCUCGGCCGAACCUUUGUGGAAAACCGCCACGGUCAACUUUCUGAAAGCCGUCAAGGACUGCGUUGCUGCACUUCGGUCGUUUGGCGAUUCCGUCCUCGUCGAGCACUAUGAAGGGAUCUGGCGCCAAAUCGUCAAUGGCUUUCGAGGGGCUUUACUCGCCGAGUCGGGUCGACACGUCUCUGCGAGUUCGAAACGAGGCAACUUGCAUUCCGAGGAGAAUUUUGAUCUGGCGUUGUUGGCGACGAUCGAACAGGACGUUCUGCCGUUCAUCGGCCACGCGCUCGUUCCGGAUGAUCUCAUUCGACGCCUCGGCAAGUCGUUACAGCAAGCAAGUAGGUUGUACGAACUCGAUCUCAUAGACUCUACGAACGACCAAGACCCUUCCUCCCGCUCAAGGUCCUCCUCAAUGAGUUCCGUCGACGAUGAACUCUCUUCAGCCGCUUCGUCCAUAAAGGAAACGCGUUUCGACAACGAUUUCGAUCGACAAGCUCAAACGGGGGAGAUGCAUGGCACGACGGCGGAUUGCGUCGAAGUGGGGAGGGAGAGAUUCGCUUAUUGGUGCUUCGAGUUGCUCUUUUUGACGUGCGCGGAAGCGGAGGCCUCAAGUAAGUUUUCAAUGACGCGCAAAGCGAUAGCCUGCUUUGAUGCUGAAAUUUGUCGACGUGCAGAUCACAUCGUGGAGCGACGUCGUAUCGCGGCACUGUGCUUGCCUUCGCUUUUGAAUCGGUGCUCGGCGGUGCUCAAGACUUACAUCGUCGAUGCGCCACUGCGAGGUCGCAUGCCAUUCCCUCGGUAUGUCCCAGCGACCUUCGGCCAUGAAUCACAGCGUUGUCUUGCUGACCUGCGUCUCCUCAUCUUCGCUCCCAGCAUCCGACAAGAAGAAUUGACCUUUGUCCUACAACAUCUCAUCACCCUCCGCAUCGGUGGGGGCACCCUCUUCUCCUCGACGCAACCCGAUCCGACCUCGGCCUUGCUCGUACCACCACCCCUAACCCUCGACUCACCCUCCGGCGGACCUUCGUUGAUCCGUUCGGCGCUCUUACGUUCCCCUCUCGGACAUCUCUACGAACUCUACCCUUCCUUAACGGCGUUGUUAUCCCUCUCCAUCAUUUCUCCGUCCAUCACCUCAGCUUACAUCCCUUAUAGACGUAUAGUCCAUUCGGACCCUUCCAACACUGAAGACGAAGGCUUGCCUGGCCUUCCCAAGGGUAUUCAAUUGGGUCGAAUUGGGCGGGUGAAGUAUGAGGAAGGUCAGGAGACAGAUGUAGUGAAGUUGACGUUGGGGUGUUUGCAGAAAGUCGCGGGGGAGAUUGGGUGCUGA
Molecule: messenger RNA, 6656 nt
Organism: Microbotryum saponariae
Lineage: Eukaryota; Fungi; Basidiomycota; Microbotryomycetes; Microbotryales; Microbotryaceae
Source: the annotation of a GenBank genome assembly